AUGGACAAGUGGUUUUACACUGGUGAUCUAUGCCGUAUCGAUCCCGAUGGAUUCGUCUACAUUGUUGGAAGAAUUAAAGAUAUGAUAAAAGUGCGAGCAUGGCAGGUAAAUCCAUACGAAAUCGAAGAAGCGAUAAAACUGAAUGUAGCUGGAGUGAGCGAUUGUGCUGUUAUCGCCGUGGACGAUGAAACCGACGGACAACGACCAAAGGCGUUCAUCGUCGGACAGGCCGAUCCAAAUGAUGUUAUUGAAUUUGUUAGAGGCACAUUCAUCUCGUACAAACAUCUUUGCGCUGUAGAGAUCGUUGACGCCAUUCCUAGAACAUCAUCCGGGAAGGUGAUGCGCUCUGUUCUCGUUGGCCAGGAAGAUACCCCAGAUAGCCAACUUGUAAAAUAG
This is a messenger RNA of Angiostrongylus costaricensis, 396 nucleotides long. The record is from the annotation of a GenBank genome assembly. Lineage: Eukaryota; Metazoa; Nematoda; Chromadorea; Rhabditida; Metastrongylidae.